UGGGUCUCUUAUGAAAUAUCCUGAUAGUCUUGGCGUACCUGUCGAUUUUAUUAGUAACUGGUGCAUUUUAAUAAAUUUUUCGUUCAAUUUUGAAAGGCUUAGACGAUGGUUGAUCUGUUAGAUACGAACCUUCCGACAACACUUUUUCGAACAAUCAAAUGUAAGCAGGGUGCCGUCAGAGCUGUAAGAUUUAACGUAGAUGGAAACUAUUGCUUGUCGUGUGGUGCAGACAAAUCAGUAAAGUUAUGGAAUCCGUAUAAGGGAACGCUUCUAAAAACUUAUACGGGGACAGGAUGGGAGGUACUAGAUGCUCAGGGUUCCAGUGAUAAUUCACUGAUACUUGCUGGUGGCAUGGAUAAACAGUUGACAGUAUUUGAUGUUGAAACGGGAAAAAUAACACGCCGCUGGAGAGGACACAAUGGUCAGGUUAACAGUGUGGCGUUUAAUGAAGAAUCAACGGUAGCAGUGUCUGGUUGCCAAGACGGCAUCGUUCGAUGCUUUGAUAUUCGUGAUAAAAACGCACCAAUACAGCAAAUGGAUGAGGCUACAGAUGCUGUGUUAACAGUUGAUAUCAGUUCACAUGAGAUUGCUUCGGGUUCAGCUGACGGCAGUGCUCGGAUCUAUAGUAUUCGAGAUGGAAAGUUGACUGAUAAUUUUCUCGGCGAUAGUGUUACGUCGCUGCAUUUCUCAGCAGAUGGCCAGUGUCUACUUGCGUCCACCAAAAAUGGCUUCAUUCGAUUGAUCGAUAAAGUGAAUGGUCAACUACUGGCAGACUACACAGGCCACUUAAAUACUAAAUAUCGUGUGGAAAGCUGCCUACUUGCAACUGAUGCGCACGUUGUGAGCGGUUCUGAGGAUGCUCAUUUGUACAUAUGGAGUAUGAUUAAGAUGAAAGUACUGCAUAAGUUGCCACAUCCAAGUUCCGUAGUGCACUCGGUUAGCUCACAUCCAAAGAAGCCAGUGCUGUUAUCUUCAUCAACAACAAACAUAUUUCUAUGGGGACUGAAAAAAGAAAAAGAAGAGAGUAUAUGA
Molecule: messenger RNA, 1032 nt
Organism: Loa loa (African eye worm)
Lineage: Eukaryota; Metazoa; Nematoda; Chromadorea; Rhabditida; Onchocercidae
Product: WD-40 repeat protein
Exons: 8
Coding region: 106-1032 (308 amino acids)
Biological process (GO): mRNA splicing, via spliceosome
Cellular component (GO): catalytic step 2 spliceosome
Molecular function (GO): protein binding
Source: RefSeq, a predicted model, not a curated record